Messenger RNA from Helianthus annuus (common sunflower), 459 nucleotides. RefSeq names its product pentatricopeptide repeat-containing protein At3g14580, mitochondrial-like. Gene Ontology annotation, molecular function: protein binding. NCBI's taxonomy places the organism in Eukaryota, Viridiplantae, Streptophyta, Magnoliopsida, Asterales, Asteraceae. Bases 1 to 459 code for a protein of 152 amino acids. The transcript has 2 exons. The record is from RefSeq and is a predicted model, not a curated record.
AUGGAAUCAGAGGAAGUCGAGCCGGAUACGAUCUUGAUGAAUAUACUGAUUUUGGGUUUGAGGAAAAACAGUCGAGUUGAAGAGAGUAUCGAGCUUUUUAAGACCAUGUUGCUAAAAGGAUGUGAACCCGUGACUAGUACCUACCAAGAGGUUUUGUAUGCGUUGCUCGAUAGCCGAAAGUACACAACGGCUAUGAAGUUGAUACGAAAGAUGUCAUCCAAGAAGAUGGUUCCAGGUUUUAACUCGUAUAAGUCGAUAAUCAACGAUCUUUGUGAAGAAAACCGCGCAGGUGAUAUGGUUUUGAAACAGAUGAUACAAGAUGGUUUUGUCCCAAAAAUAGCAAUGUGGAAGCAGAUGCUUCAGUGUAUAAUAUCUGAGAACACAUCUGUUGACAAACAGAAUUUGAAGAAGAAUUACUUUUAUGGGUUAUGGGUUUAUAAGGGUAUUUUGGUCAUUUAA